This is a messenger RNA of Aspergillus sclerotioniger CBS 115572, 1477 nucleotides long. RefSeq lists its product as uncharacterized. Lineage: Eukaryota; Fungi; Ascomycota; Eurotiomycetes; Eurotiales; Aspergillaceae. The record is from RefSeq and is a predicted model, not a curated record. Bases 342 to 1394 code for a protein of 350 amino acids. The transcript is spliced from 7 exons.
GCCAGCUAGCCAGCUACUGACACAAAAUUCUUACCUGGACUGAUCUCAUAAUCCCACUGAGAUAUAUCUCCCAUUGGGCACCAACCAUUUCAGUAUCAAGCUAAAAGACCUAGUACUUAGGGGCCGACAUCUAGCUUUUUCGAGUUAUCGGUACCCCCGACCCUCGGAAUUUGAGGGCGGAAUUGGCCCCGAUGCUGGUGGUAUUUAUUAAUUUCUCCCUCCCGACUCCCUACUCCGGACCUCUUGUUUCUUUCAACGGGGGGAGUUCGGGAGAAAAGCUUAUUUCGUUGUUUGUGCUUUUUCUUUCUUGUGUCUUGGGAAUAAUGAUCGGAUAGGUAGGUAUGAGCGCCACCAGCACUGCAGCCCCCACGGAAAGUGGUACGGGCGUUAUUUCUGCCCCAACCGGAGUGGCCCCGGAUUUGACAGAUCCAACAAGACAUUAUCAUCUGGCGAAUCUGGUGGUGGUUAUUGUGGGUGUCACUGUCAGUGCGUUGUGUUUGUUGGUGAGAAUAUAUACCCGGGUGGUGAUUGUGCGGAAAUGGUACCUGGAUGAUGUCGUUAUCGUGGCUUCAUGGAUUUUCGCAGCUGUCACUCAGUCAGUACUUUUAUAUGGAUACACCCAUGCCGGUCUCGGUGUCCACGAAUGGGACCUUGAAACCCCCGUAUACUACAAGACCCUCCAAGUCCUCCUCGCUGGCGCCCUAACCUACAUCCCCGCUCUCGGUCUCUCCAAAAUCUCCCUCAUCAUCCUCUACUACCGCCUCUCCGACAUGCAACGAAGAUGGCGCAUCACAUUAUGGUCCAUCACCGCCUUUGUGGUUUCCUACAUGGUCAUUCUCGAAUGUUGUUUUCUGUUCAGCUGUCGGCCAGUUUAUAAAGCGUGGCACCCCUGGGUGGAGGGACAGUGUCUGGGUCGCGCACCGAUAUUUCUCUCUGGUGUGGUCGCCAGUAUCUUCACCGACAUCAUACUUAUGGGAAUGCCGUUGCCUAUUGUGGCGAGGUUGAAAAUGGCGUCUAGAAAACGGGUCGGGCUGGCGUGUAUGUUUGGGUUGGGGGGGUUGUCACUGGUGACGAGUAUCCUCCGGCUCUCAGCAACCAUCCCUAUGUUGACGCAAGACGAUCAGACGUUUCUGUUGGGGAAGAUGGCGUUGUGGAUUAAUGUCGAGGCGAGUCUGGUUAUCGUCACAGCUUGCAUCCCGUGCUUUCGACAGGUUAUGAGAUUUCAUACCUCUGGGUCGUGGAGUGAUAGUGGGGGUCAGAUCGGGAGGAUGUCGAGUACGUAUAACCUCCGCAGUGCGCAGCGCAGACAGGAAGGAUUCACAAACUUGAGUAAUGAUGUGGAAAUGGAUCCGCAUGGUUCUGCUGGGCAUGAGCCGGAGGAGGUGAGGAUCUAGAGGGAUGUUCGGGUGAGGAUGUAGGAAAACUGUGUAUAAUACCAAAAUGGUUCCUGGUGAUUAACAUUAUACUCUAAUGUCAG